Aphanomyces astaci is the source of this 1366-nucleotide messenger RNA. RefSeq lists its product as hypothetical. The coding region runs from base 15 to 1322 and encodes 435 amino acids. Lineage: Eukaryota; Oomycota; Saprolegniomycetes; Saprolegniales; Verrucalvaceae. The record is from RefSeq and is a predicted model, not a curated record. The transcript has 7 exons.
GGUACUUUGACAUCAUGGCAGCCUCCGCGACGUUGACAACUCGACUGCGCGACACGUUGGACUUGCUCUGCCAGAUCAAUGAAAUUCAGCCGGCGUUGUUCGUGACCCGAAAACUACGGGACUUAGGCGCCGAGGUCGACGAGUCAAUGCCAGAGUUCACUCGCUUCAUCUUGGCCACGCUUCGCACGGACAUCCACGACUUCCACAGCAACCCGCCGCGCUUCCACUACCCACGCCGUGAAUUCCACGAGCAUUUUGACUAUGUCACGAGCAAGUGCAAUCCACCGUUGCGUCAGACGCAGGCCAUGCGACUCUUGUGUACGAUCCAAUUCAUCUUGCUGCCCGCGCGUCGCUGGGUCGACGAGUACGCCGACGACACCGUGAGCGUGGAUCCGUUCGUCCUGUUUGAAAGAUACUCCAAGCACUUGUCACCGUACGUGGCAGAUCCCAUCGAUCCGACUAACGCAGUACAGCGCGACGCCAAAGAGUUCCAGCGGCACAUGGACGAGUUCCUAGUCCACCGCAAGGGCCCGCUUGUCCACGAGAAACUGGUGGCGCUACUGGCGUUGUAUCCCAUGGCGUGGUUUCAGUGUCGGGUGAUUCGGUUCUUGAAUGCAGUGGAAGACCACCUGUACCCUUCCAACGACGCGGAAAUGAUGUCGUUCCCACCGGGCACCACAGCAACACCGUACCGAGUGAGUCGUCGAUCGGUGCAGCGUCCCAUGGAUUGCUCGUCGGAAACGUGGCGAACAUUGCACCAGUGCUUGCAAGCAGCUGUCGAGGACACGGUCACCAGGCAAAUACAAGUGCAGCAGCCUCAGGAACAGGUGCAGCAGUCUCAGGAACAGGUGCAGCAGCCUCAGCCACAGGUGCAACAGUCGCAGGACCAAAUCGCAGCUUCCCCUGACGCUCCACGAGCUGCGGGCAAGAGGCGGCUGCGAACGCUAGACGAUGACGACGACGAGGACGAGCACGACAUGGUCAAGCGAGAGAAAAUGGUGGACAAGGCGGAGAUAAAGCGGGGGGAUGUGAACGGGGGGGGCAGCGUGGUGUCGUCCCCCGAGUCAGUGUCGGGGAACAUGAAGGACGACAAGAAGUGGAAAGAAGGGGGGGGUGAAGGGCCCCGUCGUCGCAAGCGCCGCGUGGUGUGGUCGGCCGCGGAGGAAGACGCUGUGCGACACGGUGUCCGGCGCUUUGGCGAGUCGAGCUGGACCGAGAUUAAACGGCACUACCCGAACGUGCUGCUCCACCGCACGCCAGAACAAAUCAAGGACAAGUACCGCACGAUCCAGAAACGACUGUCGAAAGGAACACCCUCCUGAGUGCGCCCCUUAUAUAUACAAUAAUAUAUAUUCUGUCAGUUGCA